Cydia fagiglandana is the source of this 1296-nucleotide messenger RNA. Its product is annotated as protein 4.1 homolog. NCBI's taxonomy places the organism in Eukaryota, Metazoa, Arthropoda, Insecta, Lepidoptera, Tortricidae. The record is from RefSeq and is a predicted model, not a curated record. The transcript is spliced from 8 exons. Gene Ontology annotation, cellular component: cytoskeleton; plasma membrane. Gene Ontology annotation, molecular function: cytoskeletal protein binding. Bases 274 to 1296 code for a protein of 340 amino acids.
CCGCGCGUGGCAACAGCGCGAGAGAUUUCGACAGCACAUAUCGUACAUUUAAUAAGAUUUCAUGAAUGAAAUAAACUGUUUUGUAAAUUAAAAAAGUUUUAAAAUUCAUACCUUAGUCUGUAUAUUGUAGAAAAAAAAAAAAAAUUAGGCGCGAGUGUAUUUUGCCAAAAAAGUUCUGAUAACAAAUUAAAAAAUAAAAAGGUCUCGUUUUUGCAUCCAGCCAGUAAGGUGUUUUAUAGUGCAAGCGUCUAGAGCUGUAAUUAAGGUGGCAUAAUGCGCGAGAGCCUUCGCCGGCUGGCGUCGGAGGACGGCGAUCGACCAAUGGGGAACGAGCGGCGCGCGCGCAUCGAACUACUGAACGGCGAACACAUCAAUGUUGAUGUUGACCGCAAGGCGAAAGGAGGCGACCUGCUAGACCGAAUAUGCGCCGAGCUUCAGCUGACAGAGAGGGACUACUUCGGUCUACUACACGCGCAAAGAGGAGACCCGAGGACAUGGGUGGACUUAGGGAAAAGACUCUCCAAGACCUUCAAAAAUGAACCCUGGGACAUGCGUUUUGCCGUCAAGUUUUACCCACCCGAACCUUCUGAGCUAAACGACGAUGAGACUCGCAACCAGCUCGCUUUGGCCGUCAGGAGGGACCUUAUGGAAGGUCGCCUUUCGUGCUCCAUGAUAACCCACGCGCUCCUAGCAUCCUACGUGCUCCAAGCAGAGCUGGGAGACUACGAGCCAGGACACGUGGCGCCUCCCGUCAUAGCUGCCCACAGCGCGGCGCCACCUAGCGUCAGGACUGAGGAGUUGGAUGACCAUAUAAAGGAGCUUUAUAUGAAACACAAAGGCCAAACCCCAGCGGAGGCCGAGUUAUGUUACCUGGAGAACGCCAAAAAACUGCCCCUAUACGGAGCAGAACUGCACUGCGUCAGGGACUCUGAGGAUGUGGAUCUGGUGCUAGCAGUUGCUGCUGGUGGCAUCGCUGUUUACAGAGACGGCGUCCUGAUGAACCGCUUCCCGUGGGCCAAGAUCACCAAGAUCAGUUACAACAAGCGCGUAUACACGCUCCGACUGCGCGCGAGCGAGUUCGACCAGUUUGAGACACAUUUGGGCUUCAAGCUGGCUUCAACACGCGCUGGGAAGAAACUGUGGCGGUGUUCAGUGGAACAUCAUAUGUUCUUCAGGAGAGCAGCGCCCGUGGCCGUGGAGCGCAUCGCCGGCUUCCCGCGCCUCGGCUCGCGCCGCCUCUCCUGCCGCCGCACGCUGCGCCAGAUGCGGGAUCUACCGAGAGAGAUCACUGCCUGA